CUACAAAAGCAAAUUUGUGAACUAUGGAGAAACAAUUUGCAACCAGGGUACAGAAGGAGCUUGCAGCCCUGAGGAAGUCCUGUCCUCUCGGUAUCCAGGUGUCGCUGCCUUCAGACAACCUGCAUGAGUGGGAGGCUGUCAUCCCUGGACCUGACGAUUCUCUUUAUAAAGGUGGCAAGUUCAAGAUUCGCAUACUUCUUCCUGAGAACUACCCACUUGGACCUCCUGUUGUCCACUUCCUGACCCCCAUCUACCACCUGAAUGUGAGUCAGGCCUGUGGACAGGUGUGUCUGCGCUUCCUGAGUGAAGAUGAGUGGGUGGCAGGGGGAACCAUUGAACAGGUUCUGAGUGCCCUGUUCUCUCUCCUUAUCCGACCAGAAGAGGACAACGCCUUUGACCAUGAUGUUCUCAACAACUACCACCACUACAGAUGGGAGUAUGAUGACAUGGCUCGCAAAAGUGCAGCAAAUGCCAAAUAGGGACUCCGAGACAAUCUUAGUCUGCUGAGGUCAACAGCGUUUUUUUUUAAAGAUUUUGUUUUCAAUUAAGUUGCUUAAGGAUGACCAAUAGACCAAGGACCAUCAAGAUAAGUUUGAAGCGGUAAAUCAGUUGUGUUCUGUAUCGUGUGAGGUCUCUACAAGCAGACGACACUAUGUUGAUCACCUGUAUGAUGUCUUGUGCAACAUUUACCAACAGAGCAAAGUACAUCUAUACAAUUGCUCUCAGUAAAAGAUCCUUUGUUAGAAUCGAACCAAAAAGCAUGUCAAGGGUUCUCAAACAGCAUUGUGCGAAGCCAGCUUUCCUGAAGAAAUGAAAACAAAGCCUGGCAAACAUUCAACCAUACUUAGCAUUGUUUAAGGAAGACUUAUUUCUGACAAAAUCUUUUUGUGUAUGUAUGCAGUAAAAUGAAUGGAUAUCCUUACUCAUAAAAGCCCACAAAACAUAUAUUAAAUAUUAUGUUUAUUGUUGUACCUGUUUCUGCAUGUAACGACUUUGUAAGUAGCUCACUUAUGUUCUAUUCUUUUAACACUUUGUUAUCUACAUUAACAAAGGAUUACAUGGACAAAAUAAAUGAGAUAUGGGACUGUU
Branchiostoma floridae (Florida lancelet) is the source of this 1089-nucleotide messenger RNA. RefSeq names its product probable ubiquitin-conjugating enzyme E2 31. The transcript has 6 exons. NCBI's taxonomy places the organism in Eukaryota, Metazoa, Chordata, Leptocardii, Amphioxiformes, Branchiostomatidae. Bases 24 to 479 code for a protein of 151 amino acids. The record is from RefSeq and is a predicted model, not a curated record.